AUGCAUUCUGAACGUACAACUGAUCUAUCAAUUCUUUAUUCAAAUUUAAAAUCUCAUCCAACAAAUCAAGAAUAUGUUGUAUUAAUCAAGACAGGUUCUAUGAAUCCUAUUCAUCGUUGUCAUAUAUCAAAUAUGAUACGAACGAAACAAUACUUAGAGCGGGUACAUAAUUUUAAUGUUAUUGGUGGAUAUAUAUCACCGACUCAUGAUGAAUAUGUACACGGUAAAUUAAGACAUGAACUUAUUAAUGGUCAACAUCGCAUUGAAAUGUGUCGAAAAGCUAUUGAAGAAGCUGGUCAACAACAUUGGUUGAGUGUUGACAUGGCUGAAUGUAUGGCUCCUCAAUUCAUUGAUCUCGCAAGUGUAACAUAUAGCCUUCAAAUGUUCAUCAAUGAAGCAUUAAAUUUGCCGAAACCUGUUCGAGUUAUUUAUGUUGCUGGUCUUGAUUUAUUUAAUCGUUGUCGUGGUAUGACAUCAUUGAGAAGAUCUCCAUUGGGUGGUGUUGCUGUAGUUUAUCGUCCAGGUCAAGAUGAUCGUUUUAUAACAUCAACACAUGUACAAGAUGGUUCCAAUGUAUUUUACGUAUGUGCUAAUGAUGAUGAUAUGGAUACAUCAGGUUCAGAGUCGGACGAUAUCAGUUCAACAUUAAUUCGAGAACGAUAUAAAAACAAUCAAAAUUGUGAACAUUUAACUUUUAAAUCAGUUUUGGAUCAUAUGAAAAUUGUAUCAUCGAAAAAAAAUUAA
Molecule: messenger RNA, 744 nt
Organism: Rotaria sp. Silwood1
Lineage: Eukaryota; Metazoa; Rotifera; Eurotatoria; Philodinida; Philodinidae
Source: the annotation of a GenBank genome assembly